AUGACAUCGGAAAUCCAGGAUUUUAUUGACACCCUUGAAUCUUUUAAAAGUUUAAAGAGCGGCAUUUCAGGUUCUCGUAUUAAAAAAUUAACGACAUUUGCCCUUGAAAAUGUCUCUGAAGAAGAAAAUUUAGUUAACUUGGUUAUUGAGUAUUCAAAAAAUUGCGAGGCGUCUCAUAAGCUAGGUUCUUUAUACAUUAUUGAUUCUAUUGGUAGAGCUUACUUAGAGCAAGCCCGUGCUGCUAAUGAAUCUAUCAAAAGCGUCUCUCCAAAGGGCACUUUUGCUCAUGGUGUUUAUACUUUGGGAGAAUCUAUUCAAGAGUUGUUAGGAGAUGCUAUUUCUAAAUCUUCUACAGAUCAUAAGGCCAAAAUACGUGAUUUGAUCAACAUUUGGGAUAGAUCCGGAUUGUUUCAAAAGGGAUAUUUGAAUGCUACGCGUGCCAAGUACUUUACUGAACUGGAUGAAUCUGCCCCAGGUGCUACCAAUUCUGAAGCCAAUACUAACGGCACUGCUUCCGCUUCUGCUUCUGCUUCUGCUUCUGCUUCCAAGGCUCCAUCCGUUGAUUUGAAUAGAAUAUUGAUUUCUGUUCCAUCUGAGCCAAUUAUUCAUCCAAACAGUUUUGAACUUCCAAAAAAUAUUACUGCUUCUAAUGACCAUGAUGCUCAACAAGCUGCGUUGGUCAAGGCCUUGGCCAUGUUGCAGCAGGGUAAAGUUUUUGUUUCCAGACCACGUUAUGUUCAUCAAAACAACAAUGGUAAAAUGAACAAUAAUAACCGCUCCACAAGAGGUGUUUCCAAGUCAACUUCUUAUGGCAAUAAUAAUAACAAUAAUAAUAACAAUAACAAUAAUAAUAAUAAUAAUAAUGGUGGUGGUGGUAGAUCAUAUAGAGACAGAGGAAUGGGCAAUAACUAUAAUGGUAGUAGCAGUAGUAGUAGCAGUAACGAACAACCAAGUAAUAUCGGCAAUACGCACCAUUUGUAUCCUAAUGAAACUAAUACACCGGGAAAUCCACAUUUUAGGCCUAAACAAGUUACAUUUGAUCCAAGUGUUCCACCCGAACACAUCAAAGUACUAAGUCGUACACUAUUUAUUGGUGGCAUCACCCCUAAUAUGAACCAAAUGGAUGUUGCUAGUACCUUAAGGCCAUUUGGUGAGGUGCAAUCUGUUAUAUUGAACCAUGCUCGUAAACAUGCCUUUGUUAAAGUUUAUUCAAGGAGGGAAGCUGAAAAUAUUCUGAAUAAUUUCAAUAGAAAUCCAAACUCUUCAUUAAGAGUGCGUUGGGCAGUUGGUUUUGGUCCACGUAACUGUUUUGAUUAUCAACAUGGUAUGGGUAUAAUACCUAUUCAAAAAUUAACUGAUGCUGAUAAGAAGUGGACAGUAACAGCUCAAUGGGGAGGAUCUAACGGCGCUACUUUGCAAUCAAAUAUGGUUAUCGAAGAGCCAGAUAUUAUUGUUGGUGAAGGGUUAUCUUCUAAGUUGGUUUCACAAAAAUUGCAAACUUCAAGCUCACCAGGCGGACAUCGUCAUAAUGGUAAUCAUAAUAAUAGAAUAAAUGAAUACUCUGCCCCAAUAUCUUCGGCUUCAUCAAAUUAUGAACAAAAUCCCUACCAAAGAUAUAUACCGCCCGUUCAACAACAACCUAUGGUGUCAAAUGUGGAUCCAAAUGCUCAAUUAAACACUUUAAUGUCUAUGUUACAACAACAGCAACAACAACGUUGA
Messenger RNA from Saccharomycodes ludwigii, 1719 nucleotides. It is a transcript of the gene NRD1, whose product is annotated as Nrd1 complex RNA-binding subunit. The record is from RefSeq and is a predicted model, not a curated record. The coding region runs from base 1 to 1719 and encodes 572 amino acids. The transcript has a single exon. Lineage: Eukaryota; Fungi; Ascomycota; Saccharomycetes; Saccharomycodales; Saccharomycodaceae. Gene Ontology annotation, cellular component: nucleus. Gene Ontology annotation, molecular function: RNA binding.